Messenger RNA from Triticum dicoccoides, 3698 nucleotides. RefSeq names its product probable leucine-rich repeat receptor-like protein kinase At1g35710. The record is from RefSeq and is a predicted model, not a curated record. Gene Ontology annotation, biological process: protein phosphorylation. The transcript has 2 exons. Bases 2 to 3517 code for a protein of 1171 amino acids. Lineage: Eukaryota; Viridiplantae; Streptophyta; Magnoliopsida; Poales; Poaceae. Gene Ontology annotation, molecular function: ATP binding; protein binding; protein kinase activity.
CAUGCGACUAGCCAUGGAGACUUCCCCUCACCUAAAGCUCAUCUCGCUUGCUCUCCUACUAGCCAUGUUUCCCCAGGCCAUGGCAGCACCACCACCAUCCCUCCUGAAAGAACAGGCAGGAGCCCUCCUCGCCUGGAAAGCCACCAUACAGAGCCCCCCAUCCCAGCUCCAGUCCUGGGGAAACACCACCACACGGCCAUGCGCCUGGUAUGGUGUCAAGUGCGGCGUGCAUGGAGCAACACACCAAGAGGUGGUGAUCACCGAGAUCUCUCUCCGUGGGCUGCGGCUUAGAGCGCGGCUAGAGGCCCUCAACUUCACAGUGUUGCAUACUCUCACGAGUAUCCGACUACCCAACAAUCAGAUAAGGGGUCCCUUUCCACCCGCUUUCGCAUCAUCCUUGCCAAACCUGCGGCACCUAAUGCUCCAGGGGAAUAAAAUCUCCGGCGAAAUACCGAAGCAAAUAGAUCACCUAAAAGGUCUUGUGACACUGGAAUUGUCAUACAACCAUUUGUCUGGUUCCAUCCCCACUGAACUAGGCUACCUAAAGAAGCUCACCAGGUUAGUGCUUGACAACAAUAAACUCACAGGGCCCAUUCCAAGAAAUCUAGGGAAUUGUACAGAACUCAUUAUCUUGUACCUUCAUGUUAAUCAGUUAUCUGGAUAUGUUCCCCAAGAACUAGGUUACCUGGUGAAAUUAAAAAAUAUAGCUCUUAGCGACAACAACCUCAAUGAUUUCAUCCCCAAUACCUUUGGAAAUUUGACCAAGGUCACUAGCUUGUACCUAUGGGGGAACCAACUUUCUGGGUGCAUUCCUCGAGAACUAGGUUACCUGGUGAAUCUAGAAGAUUUGGAACUUAACGAGAACAAACUCAUGGGUUUCAUCCCCAGUACCUUUGUAAACUUGACCAAGCUCACUACUUUGUACCUAUCGGAUAACCAACUCUCCGGGUGUAUUCCUCGACAACUAGGUUCCCUGGUGAAUCUAGAAGAUUUGGAACUUAACGAGAACAAACUCAUGGGUUUCAUCCCCAGUACCUUUGUAAACUUGACCAAGCUCACUACUUUGUACCUAUGGAAUAACCAACUCUCCGGGUGUAUUCCUCGACAACUAGGUUCCUUGGUGAAUCUAGAAGACUUGGAUCUUAGCAAAAACAAUCUCAUGGGUUCCAUCCCCAGUACCUUUAGAAAUUUGACCAGUCUCAUUACCUUACACUUAUCUUAUAACCACCUCUCUGGACAUGUUCCGCGAGAACUAAGUUACCUUGUGAGUCUAAAAGACUUGGAACUUGGCAGCAACAAACUCAUUAGUUCCAUCCCCAAUACCUUUGGAAAUUUGACCAAACUCACUAAAUUGUACCUAUGGGGUAACCAACUCUUCGGGAGUAUUCCUCGAGAACUAGGUUCCCUAGUUAAUCUAGAACAUUUGGAACUUGGCGAGAACAAACUCACGGGAUUUAUUCCAAAUGCAUUUGGAAAUUUGACCAAGCUCACUAACUUAUACCUCCAUUAUAACAAACUCUCUGGUCCCUUGCCACCUAACUUGUGUGUUGGCGGCAUGCUCAAGAGAUUAACAGCAACUGACAACAAUCUCGAUGGACCUCUGCCAUCAAGUUUUGUAAACUGCAGAAGCCUAGUUAGAGUUCGUCUUGAAGGGAAUCGAUUAGAAGGAGAUAUUUCUGAGAUGGGGCUUUAUCCAAAUAUGGUAUACAUGGAUAUGGGCUCAAAUAAUCUGUUUGGGCAAUUAUCUGAUCAAUGGGGUGGAUGCCAUAAUCUUACGAUGCUACGCAUCUCAAACAACAACCUUACGGGAAAAAUACCUGCAAGUAUGGGGCAACUGUCUCAACUAGGGCUACUUGAUCUUUCAUCAAACAAGCUUGAAGGAGAGCUUCCAAGUGCACUAGGCAAUCUAAAAAAAUUGUUCAACUUGAGCCUUGCGGAUAAUUUGUUCCAUGGAAGCAUUCCACAAGAAAUUGGAAGACUAUCCAGUCUAGAGUUAUUGGAUUUGUCAUCAAAUAACCUAAAUGGUUCGGUACAAGAUUCAGUCCAGCAUUGUUUGAAGCUUCGUCUUUUGAAGUUGAACCACAAUAACUUCAAAGGAAACAUCCCUGCCGAGCUAGGGUUAUUGCGUAACCUACAUGACCUAUUGGAUUUAAGUGAUAAUUCAUUUACUGGGGUAAUACCAAGCCAACUUAGUGGUUUUAUAAUGCUAGAUACUCUGAAUCUUUCACACAAUCAACUUAAUGGCUCCAUCCCGUCAUCAUUUCAGAGUAUGAAAAGCUUGACAUGCAUUGAUCUAUCUUACAAUGAAUUGGAAGGGCCAGUCCCGGAGAGUAAGAUCUUCCAAGGAGCUCCAAUCCAGUGGUUCAUGCAUAAUAAGAUGCUAUGCGGUGUCGUGAAAGGAUUGCCCCCCUGUAGUAGUCCAACUCAAAGCAGAGGCAAGAGGAAAGGAUACAAAAUACAUGUACUAACCACUAUUCCUGCUAUGCUAUUUCUUGUUCUUAUUGCGGUGAUAUUGAUGUUCUGGCAUAAAAGAAGGAAAACCAAGCCAACGAACACCGAUAAAGUAAUACAAGCAAAAAUCUUUUCUAUUUGGAGUUUUGAUGGAAAAAAUGUGUUCAAGGAAAUCGUUGAAGCAACCAAUGAUUUUAGCGAGACGCAUUGCAUAGGAACUGGGGGAUAUGGAUCUAUCUACAAAGCUAGACUUGCAACAUGCGAAAUAUUUGCAGUGAAGAAGAUACACAUGAUAGAAAAUGAGUGUUGUGUGAACGAGCUCGUGUUCAACCGUGAAAUCAGUGCAUUGCUGCAGAUUCGUCAUCGGAACAUCGUAAAACUAUUUGGGUAUUGUUCCUCUAGCCAAGGAAAGUUCCUUAUCUAUGAAUACAUGGAGAGAGGAGACUUGGCAAAAACACUGAAGGACAAUGAAAGGGCAAUUGAAUUGGACUGGAAAAGGCGGAUACAUAUUGUGUUGGAUGUGGUCCAUGCUUUGGCAUACAUGCAUCAUGAUUGUUCGUCACCGAUAGUCCAUAGAGAUAUAACAAGCAAUAACAUUUUGCUUGAUUUAGAAUUUAGAGCUUGCAUCUCCGACUUUGGUACGGCCAAAAUUCUCGAUAUUUGUGGCCCAAAUUUCACAAGGCUUGCAGGAACGAAAGGCUAUCUUGCCCCAGAGCUAGCAUAUACAGAAAACGUGACGGAGAAAUGUGAUGUAUACAGCUUCGGAGUGCUUGUUUUGGAGCUAUUUAUGGGAUCUCAUCCAGGCGAUUUCCUCUCAUCCCUCUCAUUGGCCGCCAAGAACAAUGCCGUGUGCCUGCUAGAUCUACUGGACCCCAGGCUUGUGAUUCCAGAUGCUGAGACUGCUAGAGAAAUAUACCGCAUUCUUAGCAUUGCAGUUCAAUGCCUAGAGCCGAAUCCAUCGCACAGGCCAACGGCACAACGCGCGAGCGACGAGCUAUCUACGAUUAAAAGUGGUGAAGAUAAGGUUGAUUUUUUGCAGGCUGGCAUCACUUUUCCUGUGCUGUAGUGCCUAUGGCUAUGAGGAUGAAAUCGUAUCAUGUGGUUUCUUCUCUACUACCUACCUAGCUAUUUGGUGAAAAAGUGUCGUUUUCUCUGUAACUGAUAAGAAAUGUAACAUCUGAUGGUGUAUAUGGAACUAGCAAACAUGUACUCUAGUAUCAUUAUAAACCGCUUUGGUUUGCUUUCAA